AUGCGCCACGCCGAAUUUCGAGCUGUGUUUGAGCAGUUCCCUUGGUCGCGUAUGGAGUCGGACGGAACCUUUGCUCUCGAUCUCUACAAAGCCCGGCAGUCACUGCUCGGAAGCGACCUGUCGUUUGGUUAUUGGCGUGUCUCAGGCGGUCCAAAUGUCCAUGACAUAGGUUUCUCCGGAAUGCGACAGCUCUUUGACGCACCUCCUGAACUUCAGCAAUUCCUCCUCACCGGAAAGCCCACGAAACACUACCCACCCAAACUCCAACCUGGUGAAAAGGCGUACAUACAUGGAGGGAUGAUGCUGGAGGAUUCGUGGCCUACCGAUGUCGAAGCUUGGAAUUUGAAGGACGAGACCUGGGUUCCGAGGUUGUUCUUCGGUAGCAGCGGUGCGGCAAACGAUGAUCCGCCUCUGAGACCGGAGCCUGGGCAGGUGAAGGAUUGGAAGAGUUGGUAUGAGUGGAGAGGUCUGAGCCUGGAGUCGCCGGCGGCGUUGUUGAUGGAUGCGCCGCUUUCGACGUAUCAUAUGUUGGUAAAUAUCCUCAAAGUUGCGGACGCGAGCGGUGCGAAGCAACAGACUUUGAUCGUUCAUUAUCUCGGAGUGGAGACCGAGCUGAACUUCCUACCACUGUUCUCAGAGCUGGCGCUUCUCCUUCCUGAGAUACACAUAGAAUUCACGGUCUUCGGAAAACCAGCGUACGACCUCGUCAAAACUGCGCGUAUAUCGCAUCCGUCGUCCCUCGCUACGAAAGACGUUGUAUGGUCAUAUACCGCACCGAAGCGCACGGGCGGGGGAUCCAUCAACAUAAGGCUAUACUCCAGUGAGGAAUAUUGGACUCGGACUGUUCUGGGAGUGGAAAGAGGACCUAUCAAGAUUCCAGAUGCGAUAAUUGCUACCAACGCGGAUCUUACGACCCACGAAUCCUGGCCCGAAGCUCAGUGUUCCGCCGCUGGAUUUAACAUCCCCUUCGCCGCUACCGAGUAUGCUGAACAGUCCUUGGUCUUGGCCAGCGAGACUAUUCCGCAAGGUUUUAGGCAGACUCUGCUAACGCAGGGCCAGUACAUGUCGCCGGAGUUCAGGCACAAUUUGUUCAAGCAGGGACAGAGAUCGUACUCUGUGACGACCAAUCCUUUUCAUCGCCCCGGCGCUAGAUCUGGAGUCUCUGCAUGGACCAUGCCCAAUUAUUAUAACGGUUUCGUUCUCCCCGUCGUUUCGAAAGUCUAG
Molecule: messenger RNA, 1224 nt
Organism: Stereum hirsutum FP-91666 SS1
Lineage: Eukaryota; Fungi; Basidiomycota; Agaricomycetes; Russulales; Stereaceae
Exons: 4
Coding region: 1-1224 (407 amino acids)
Source: RefSeq, a predicted model, not a curated record